This is a messenger RNA of Enhydra lutris kenyoni (northern sea otter), 462 nucleotides long. It is a transcript of the gene CFAP97D1, whose product is annotated as chromosome unknown C17orf105 homolog. The transcript has 5 exons. The record is from RefSeq and is a predicted model, not a curated record. Bases 1 to 462 code for a protein of 153 amino acids. Gene Ontology annotation, biological process: sperm axoneme assembly. NCBI's taxonomy places the organism in Eukaryota, Metazoa, Chordata, Mammalia, Carnivora, Mustelidae.
AUGAACAAUUCCCUGGAUUAUCUAGCCUACCCUGUAAUCGUCUCUAAUCACAGACAGAGCACAACCUUCAGGAAGAAACUGGACUUUGGCCACUAUGUAUUUCAUAAGAAUAGAAUACAAAUAGUGAAGGCGACCGUCGACACAAAACCUCCAGUGGCACACACACAUCACAUUUUGAAACUCAGCAAACUACAGGGUGAACAGAAGCGAAUUGACAAAAUCGAGUAUGAAAACAAACAACUGUGUCAGAAGAUUGCAAAUGCCCAUCGUGGUCCUGCCAAGGUGGAUUGCUGGAACGAGUAUUUUUCCAAGAGAAUUCAAGGCGCUAUAUCAAAAAUACAACAAGAUAUCUUCUCUCCCGAGAUGGAUAGGUUACUCACCAUGGAAAAGAUACAAAAGAAAGCCCUAGGAUUUCUUAGCUGCUUAGAAUUUCAAGACACCCCUAAGUGGCUGAAUGCUUAA